Eruca vesicaria subsp. sativa (arugula) is the source of this 1038-nucleotide messenger RNA. NCBI's taxonomy places the organism in Eukaryota, Viridiplantae, Streptophyta, Magnoliopsida, Brassicales, Brassicaceae. The record is from the annotation of a GenBank genome assembly.
AUGGGAUCUCUACCACCGCAACACCUCGACUUCUCCUCCGCCAAUAACGGCAACGACCACCAUCAAGACAUCUCCAAAGACAACCUCCUCACCCUCUUCAAAUCCCAACAAGAUCUCCUAAACCACUUCUUCAAACACCUCGACCUCUCCCAAACCCUCUCCUUCUCCCGCCUCCUCCUCUCCACCUCCGGCAUCGUCUUCUUCACCGGCGUCGGCAAAUCCGCCUUCGUCGCCAACAAAAUCUCCCAGACCCUCAUCUCCCUCAGCUUCCGCUCCUCCUUCCUCUCCCCUCUCGACGCGCUCCACGGCGACAUCGGCGCUCUCUCCUCCCGCGACGUCCUCGUCCUCUUCAGCAAAUCGGGCUCCACGGAGGAGCUUCUCCGCCUCGUCCCCUGCGCGAAGGCUAGAGGAACGUUCCUCGUGUCUCUCACCUCCGUUCCUGGGAAUCCGCUCGCGGGAGUUUGCGAUAUGAAUGUGCAUUUGCCGUUGGAGAGGGAGUUGUGUCCGUUUAAUCUUGCUCCCGUGACGUCUACGGCGAUUCAGAUGGUGUUUGGUGAUACGGUUGCGGUUGCGCUCAUGGCGGCUAGGAAUCUGUCGAAGGAAGAGUAUGGAGCUAAUCAUCCUGCUGGUAGGAUCGGCAAGAGCUUGAUUUUUAAGGUAAAGGAUGUUAUGAAGAAGAAAGAAGAGCUUCCAGUUUGUAAAGAAGGAGACUUGAUAAUGGAUCAGUUAGUGGAGCUAACCAGCAAAGGAUGUGGGUGUUUGCUUGUGGUUGAUGAACAUCAUCGCUUGAUCGGUACAUUCACCGAUGGAGAUCUUCGCAGGACUCUUAAGGCAAGUGGAGAGGCUAUCUUCAAACUCAGUGUUGGAGAAAUGUGCAACAGGAGGCCGAGGACAAUUGGACCGGAAACAAUGGCAGUUGAAGCGAUGAAGAAGAUGGAGUCACCGCCAUCGCCUGUACAGUUUCUACCGGUGGUCAAUGAAGACAACACCUUGAUUGGAAUUGUAACGUUGCAUGGUUUGGUUUCAGCUGGCCUCUGA